Molecule: messenger RNA, 2735 nt
Organism: Drosophila obscura
Lineage: Eukaryota; Metazoa; Arthropoda; Insecta; Diptera; Drosophilidae
Product: kinesin-like protein KIN-4A
Exons: 3
Coding region: 1-2565 (854 amino acids)
Biological process (GO): mitotic spindle organization; microtubule-based movement
Molecular function (GO): microtubule motor activity; microtubule binding; ATP binding
Source: RefSeq, a predicted model, not a curated record
AUGUCCCAAAACAAUUCAAAAAACAUGCAGAAUGGCGACGAUUCCGCCUCUGCCUCUGCCUCUGUGGCUGUGGUUGUGCGCGUACGGCCAAUGGCCAAGGCGGAGGUGAAACGUGGAUGCAGCGUUGCGGUGGAGCGAGCAACGGACGGAUCGCCCCAGAAGGACAUUUUCGAGACCUGUGUCCGGGGUAAGGUGAAGAAAUUGCUCGAUGGCUACAACGUGACCAUCCUGGCCUACGGACAGACCGGCUCGGGCAAGACCUACACCAUGGACACGGCCUGCAGUGGUGUGCCCGACGACAAUAUGGGCGUGAUCCCGAGGGCAGUGGACACCAUUUUCCAGGACAUUGGACUGCUGAAGGAUGAAUACGAUUUCAGUGUGAGCUGCUCUUUCGUGGAGCUGUACCUGGAGCAAUCGUUCGAUCUGUUUUCGCCCCGAAAGAGUCCCGUCAAAAUGCACGAGUCGGAGAACCGAAUUCUGAUGCCUGGCCUGACCCAGCUGCAGGUUGGCUCCGCCCAGGAGGUAACCAAACAUCUGAUAUGGGGCUCUGCCAAGCGCACAACUGCAUCUACGGCGAUGAGCAAGAAGUCUUCCCGAUCCCACGCAAUAUUCACAAUUACCAUUGUGGCCACCAAGUUGGCUGGCGAAGGAGCCAACUCCGUGACGACGUCCAGGUUCAACCUGGUGGAUCUGGCCGGCUCGGAGCGCUGCACCAAGACCUUGACGAGGGGCGACCGGUUCAAGGAGGGCGUCAACAUAAACAAGAGUCUGCUGGCCCUUGGCAACGUGCUCAACGCUUUGGGCUCCAGCAGAACUCCGGCUGGACACGUGUCCUACCGACAGUCGAAGCUGACGCGCUUCCUGCAGGAGUCGCUGGGCGGCAACUCCAUCACCUUGAUGAUUGCCUGCGUCAGUUGCUCCGACUAUAAUGUGGCAGAGACCCUUAGCACCCUGCGCUAUGCGAAUCGAACUCUCCAAAUUAAAAAUAAGCCGGUGAUCAACAUGAUUUCGCUUUUGGACGAGUUCAGCAUUCAGCAGCAGCGCAGUGAGCUGCAGGCCACCGGAGAGUCCGAGCCAAAGAGUUCCACCGAAACCGACAUUUCGGCAGCGACUGAAGACCAACAGAGUGGUGGUGGUGGUGGUGGUGGUGGUGGUGGUGGGGAUGAUGAUGGUAUUGUCGAGACCCUCAUGGAGCAGGCUGAUGAGAUAAAGCUGGCGUAUCACGAUCUGCAGCUGAACGACGGUCGCGGGGACGAGGUGCCAGAGAUGCUCCACUUCCAGCCGGAGCAGAUCACCAGCGAGCAGUUGCAACUGAUCGACAAUCUGCGCAGCCAUAACCAGAGUCUAGAGCAGAAGCAACUGCUGUACGACUUUGUCUGCUGCAACUACUCUGAGCGAGAUGGCGACGACGAGGAAGCUGGCGCAGAUCUCUUGGCCAAGGGUGGCGCUCUGCUCAAUCAGCUGACCAGCAUGAAGAUGCAGGACACCUCGGCCGAGGCACGAGCCAAACAGUUGCAACUGCUGCAGGCACAGAUCACCAAGCAUCUCACACUGGCCAACGAGCUGAUGAUGCGCAAGGAGGACCGCAAAAGUUUGAGUGAACUUAACGCCGAAAUCAAAUCCAUAAAUGAAUCAAAAUGGAAGAUUAUCCAGCAGUACCGCCAGUUGAAGAUGGCGAGCAAUAUGCAGCUGCUCCAGGUGGAGAGCAAGGACCCUCAGACGGAGAGCACAGCGAAGGGAAAGACUAAGAGCAAGGCGGCAAAGAAGGGAAAGAAGACGAGAAAGUGCGAGGAGGCCCUGGCCACCAACAAGCGGCCCAGCCAGCCAUCGACUCAGAGCCAAGUGAAGGCCAUUGAAGACCAAAGGGACGCUUCCAACUGGAUCGAUAACGAGUUGAAUGUCAUCCUCGCCCUGGUGGAUGCUGAGCACAACAUGAAGGAUCGGCAGGCGAUUGCCAACGAAUACAAUUUCGUCAAAGAAAAGUUGUUAAGCGCGGACAUGGACGAGGCUAAGAAGCCCAGAUGGCUGGGCCAGAUCGAGGAGGAGCACGAAAUGCGCAACGCCCAGAUGGACGUUUUGCAGCAGAAGGCGAGCAUCAAAGACUUGGACAGUCGCCUGCGGGGCUUCACUUCACUGAACAUCUACGAGUUGGGAGAAAUCCACCAGAAGACGCUCAAUGCUCUCGUCCUGCAGCGGCGCCAGCAAGCGGUCUGUAAAAACGAGCAGCAGAAUCUGGACGCCGAGCAGAGGUGCCUGCUACAAGAGAAGGAUCAACAGAUCAAAGCCCUGACCGAGCAACUGUUCCAUGCCCAUGAACAUCAGGAAGAGCUGGCGCAGAAGCUGAGCCUCCUGCUACGCUCCCACGAAGCCCCCCAACUGAUGGACGGACAUUGCAAUGAACAGUCCGAUGAGAGCAGAGGCACAAGCCAAAAGAACGAAGAGUUCUGUCAGCCCACAGAAAGCGAGAAGCAGGCCAGCAGCAGAACCGGCAAAAAGGGUUCAGAAGAAUUACCACUCGCCACAUCGGCAAUCGAGGAUCAAGGCGGCACCAGCACCCCUUCAUAGAAACACUGAACAGGCGAAAUCGAUCUUCAAGGAACCAUUCUCUUGGCAUACAUUUCUUUCUGUCAGAGCUGCCCAUCGUUUGCUUCUUGUCUGUCCUUUAGACCCCGCGUGGUGUCUGCCUCCGCCCGAUCUUCCUCCUCAAAGAAGACUCUUCGACAACCUCAUAUAUU